Messenger RNA from Amphibalanus amphitrite, 3155 nucleotides. RefSeq names its product neuronal PAS domain-containing protein 4-like. Gene Ontology annotation, molecular function: DNA-binding transcription factor activity, RNA polymerase II-specific; RNA polymerase II transcription regulatory region sequence-specific DNA binding; protein dimerization activity. Lineage: Eukaryota; Metazoa; Arthropoda; Thecostraca; Balanomorpha; Balanidae. Bases 370 to 2514 code for a protein of 714 amino acids. The record is from RefSeq and is a predicted model, not a curated record. Gene Ontology annotation, biological process: regulation of transcription by RNA polymerase II. The transcript is spliced from 11 exons.
GUCGGAGAGGCCAGCGACACACUCAGGCCUGGCCCGUCGGCGCGGCCGUCCGGUGAGCGCGUCGGUGUCGGUGUUGGGCGCACGUGAGCGACGACGGCGACAGACCGACGGUGGACUGGGUGUCGGGAUUGUGACGCAUGGGAGUGGUUUAGUUUGUGGUGCCGCGUGGAUUCGGAACAUAUCGCCCGUGGGUAGGACGGUGAAUGGCACGGAGGACCGGCGGACGUGCUCGUUGAAGCAGUCGUGCAGGGACUGGACUAAGUGCCGGCUACUCCUGCGUCUUUCGAGAUAGUGAGCGCUGCUAUCUGGGUCCCACGUGCCGACAAAGUCGAAGCGCUGGAUUACCAUAUCAAAGUGGAACGCGAGGGCAUGCUGCCUCCGGCGGACCCGACAUGCCCCGAGGCGUGGAACACGGCUAGUCAACAGAGCGACACCAUCAGCUACGAUGGCCACAAGUCGACCAAGGGCGCCAGCAAGAUGCGUCGCGACCUCAUCAACAGUGAGAUCGCGGUACUGCGCGACCUGCUACCGUUGCCCGCCAGCACCCGACAGCGGCUCUCGCAGCUGCAGCUGAUGGCGCUCGUCUGCGUCUACCUGAGAAAGGCCAACUACUUCCAGCAAGUUUUCAAGUCGAUGGAGCCGGAGGCGCGUCCUCCCCCGCCGUUGGGUUUCUCCAAGGCCACCAACGGGUUCCUUAUGAUCACCACGCAAAACGGAAAGCUGCUGUACAUUUCGGACAACGCUGCCGAGUACCUGGGACACUCAAUGGAGGACCUACUGAUCCACGGAGACUCGGUAUACGACAUCAUCGACAAGCAGGACCACCAGGCGAUCCAGGCGGAGCUGAUGCGCGCGCCGGCCGCCACCGCCGCGCCCGCUGACGACCCAAGGAUGUUUCUCUGUCGGAUGAACGUCUCCAGGAACGCCCGGCGGCAGAUGCGGUUCGGUGAUCAGAAGGUGGUGCUGAUCCGCGGUCACUACCUCUCCUAUCUGCCGCUGUGCAGUCGGAACGAGCCCGUCUUCGUGGCCACCUGCACACCGAUCGCCAUGCCAGAGACACGCGAGUGCGUGGUCCAGGGCGCCACCAACGUCUUCACGUCCGUCCACUCGAUGGACAUGAAGUUCAUGCAGCUGGACGAAAACGGAGAGUUCUACCUGGGCCACCGGAGCGCAGAGAUUCAGGGACUCUCCUGGUAUCAGCUCGUCCACUGGGACAACAUGCGAGACGUCCAAAGCAAGCACAAACUCAUCAGCACGUCGGACCAGGACCGCGCCUGUAUCCUGCUGCUGCGUCUGCAGGGUCGCGGGGGUCACUGGCUCUGGGCCCACUGCGUGCUGCAGGUCAAGGAGAACCUGGAGAGCUCGCAACACCCGGUCAUCAUCUGCACCUGCCAGGUCCUCAGUGAUGAGGAGGCGGCCGUGAUGCGUGCCAACGCCUGGCUCUACCACUACUACUCGAUGCAGGGCAAGCUGCAGUACAGCCUGCAGUACGACGCGCAGACGCCGGCGCCGGCCUAUUACCAGCAGCUGCUCGGCUACUCCCACCACCACCACCCGCACGAGGCGGCCGCUCUGCACUCGGCCUACCUGCACGCGCCCAUCUCCCCGCACCCGGGCGCGCACCACCUGUCCCCUCCAGUCCUACCGACAGCCCAGUACGCGCUGCCGCCGGCGCCCUAUCACGCCUACCCGUCCCUGGAGCCGUCGCAGUGGCCGCGCUACGAGCACACCUUCAGCUCGGCGGCUGCCGAGCGGCCCGAGCCGGCACCGGCGCCGUGCCCGGCGCCGUUCACCUCGCCCCAGAAGCGGCCGGCCACGCCGCCCUCCCCGCGGCGUCGGCUGUGCGCGCCCACAGUAGUGCCUCCGGCUGGGAGCCCCCCGCGCCAGCCGCUGCCCAUCAAACGGCGGCUGAUGGCCUACGGACAGAGCGGUUACGGCAGCUACGGCUGGAGCGGCCGCGGCUCGCCGCAGCACGCCGCCUCGCCCGGCUCCGAGCGCAGAGACGGCCACUUUGGCUUCUCCGGCGGAGGCGGCGGAGGAGGCGGCGACACUGCCGUGAUGACCGCGGCGCGGUUCUCGCCGCUGAGGCUGCAGGGACCUGGUCAGAAGGGCGUGGAUCCGGCGCUGGAGACGACAGCCGCUCAGGAGAGCUGGUCUUUCAGCCCUCCGUGGCAGGAGAGCAACCAGCGCGUACCGGACCUGGUGGCUCCGUCGCACGAGGCGGUCGGCUCACCGCGCCUGGGGGAUCCCCACGCGGUCGAACAGCGCCCUCUGCUCGCCGGCUGGGCGGAUGUGUCGUCUCUGCACGACUUUACGACGCCGCUCUCGACGUCGUCGGCCUCGUCACCGUCGGAGACGUCAGGAGAUGACGCGGCCAGCCGUGAGGAGACUCGGGUACCGACGUGGGCGCACCCUGCCACCGGAGCGGUCACCAGCAGCUCCGCCGUCCCCCUCAGGCUCGACAGUCGGGCUACGAGAGAGCGACAUCAGCUGAUCUCAGACGUUUCGCCGUGACCUCAACCAGGCCGUAGUCAGCUGUCUGCUGUCGUGACGUGACCCUCUCAGCUGGCCCUAGUGUGGUGCUCUGGAACACUGUUUGGUGCCGCCGUGCGGUGAGAGAGUGGUGAGCGUGGUGAGCGUGGUGAGCGCGGUGAGCGUGGUGAGAGUGGUGAGCGCGGUGAGCGCGGUGAGAGUGGUAGGUCCUCCGUGAGCCAAGUCGCACUAGCGAGACGUCAGGGUGUAUCGUUUCACGCGGCACGAGCUAAGGGAUGCCCACGGACCAGGAGCAGACUGAUGCUCGAACCUGAAGAGGAAGGAGCUCUCACCUCAGCUUCCUUUUGGUCUCGGAGCGGAUGCCACUCUGGUUUGUCCACGCUAGACUGACGAAUGAUGAUCUUAGCCGGGAAUCGUGACAGAUUCCUAGCGUAAUCUCUAAUAUUUAUUACGAGAGGUGCCGUCUGUCGGGUAGUUGUGAAUUGGUAGACGAUAGGACGAGAUAUAGCACGGGGGUCGGGUGCAGCCGGUGAGUGUUUUGUACAUAUGGUAGUCUUUAUAUGUGCAGCGAUUUGUUUCCCGUGUGUUUUUGUACCAAAUAUUGCGAUACAAAGUUGUUGAUGUCGGUUUGUUGAGAAAGCAAUAUAAGAUAUUUCAUUUUC